AAAAACUACCCUAGGUAUCGACACGACCAAUAUUUGGCACGAUCCGCCCACUCCUCCCUCCCUUCUCAUUCGAGGAAUUUGUUUCCGGGGGUACCUGAACACAUCUAGCGAACCGCACAAAGUGGUGUGUAUUGGAAGUGACUGCAAGAAACAACGUGCAAGAAACGAGUAAAAAAGAAAGUCGAAACGACAAAAAGGGAAAGGCCACAACGUCGCUAUUUCCUGUUCCCGGACUUGUUUUCAAGCUGUAGAUGUUGCGGGUCGGGUGGCAGCUGCAACAGAACAAAACAAGAACGCAACAAAAAUGCAGAAUGGGAAGAGCCGUCUGCAGCAGUUCCAGGAGGAGGCGGAGGAAGUGAAGGACAUCAUGCUAGACAAUCUAAACAAGGCGGAGGAGCGAUCCGGCAAGUUAGGCGACCUAGAGAGUCGAGCUGAUGAUCUGCUACAAAAGAGUAAAGCUUUUGAAAAGAAAUCCAACCAAGUUAAAGAAACACAACGGUGGAAGAACAAGAAGAUGAAAAUUGCGUUCAUUGCAGUUGGAGUGGCCGUGAUCCUCAUCAUAGUUGUCAUAGUCGUCAUCUUUGCUGUUGCAAAAUAGCACACUCCUAAAUGGACGGAAGGUGGAAUACUGGAACUGUACAACCUGAAAAAAGUCCAUACUGUGUGAAAGUUGAAGUCUGUGCUAACUCUUUGUUUAGAUUAUUUAUGGCACAGGAGGUCUCACUCUUUGGUAAGUUAAUAUGGUACCAUCGAUAGCUGCUUCUGUUCAUUUUCGACAACUUUGUACUGUUAGGUUGCUUCCACCCCACACUGAAAAGACAAGCACCAACCAAUUGAUGAACUCAAAAGUUGAGCUGUCAGAAAUCAAAGGUCCCUGGUGUUGUGAAAUAGAAUUCACAUUUUUAGGGUUCAUUCGUCUUGUUUUAUCAAAAGAAAAAGAGCGUUCUGUCUUUCUGUCUUUUUGUCAUUUUACUAAAAGUUUUGGAACCUAUCAAUUGACCAGUCUGAUUCACUGCAUAAACAUUUGACUCAAACCAG
Molecule: messenger RNA, 1038 nt
Organism: Dunckerocampus dactyliophorus (ringed pipefish)
Lineage: Eukaryota; Metazoa; Chordata; Actinopteri; Syngnathiformes; Syngnathidae
Gene: vamp5
Product: vesicle-associated membrane protein 5
Exons: 3
Coding region: 305-598 (97 amino acids)
Biological process (GO): vesicle fusion; SNARE complex assembly; vesicle-mediated transport
Cellular component (GO): plasma membrane; SNARE complex
Molecular function (GO): syntaxin-1 binding; SNAP receptor activity
Source: RefSeq, a predicted model, not a curated record